Molecule: messenger RNA, 513 nt
Organism: Sporothrix brasiliensis 5110
Lineage: Eukaryota; Fungi; Ascomycota; Sordariomycetes; Ophiostomatales; Ophiostomataceae
Product: dynein light chain
Exons: 4
Coding region: 1-513 (170 amino acids)
Biological process (GO): microtubule-based movement
Cellular component (GO): cytoplasm; cytoplasmic dynein complex
Molecular function (GO): dynein intermediate chain binding
Source: RefSeq, a predicted model, not a curated record
AUGGCCGACGCCACGUCAAACGCGCCCAUCAAGCCGACGCGACUUAAGCAGAUCACCGAGGAUGCUUGCCAGAGCGCCAUCGGCUCCGCCGAGUUCUACGAGCACGAGAAGACAGAGAGCUGGAACACGACCAUCAUUAACUCUAUCCUCAAGGCCCUGAUCAGCGAGUCGGCGACCGGCACCAGCGGCGCCCCGGCUUUCAAGUUCGCCGUCAACAGCACGAUCGUGCAACACCUCGUCCCGACAUCUCAGCUUAACAAGUCGCGGGGGACCGACACGGCCGCCGGCACCGACGACAACUCGACCCACGUCUCGGGCAGCAAGCCGGCUGCCACGGGCACGGACGGCAAGCCGCACGUCGGCCGCCGCGGCAUGCACAGCGCCCAGGCUGCGUACUGGAACGAGAAGACGGACGGCAUGUGGACGUACAAGUACGACGGCGGCGAGGGCAAGGGCUUUGACAUUAUUGUCAUGGUCCUGUGGAUCGCUUACGACUCGGGCAACCGGGUGUAA